AUGGUGAUUUUUGAAGAACACCAGCACCUUCCAGGUAACAUACUGCGUGGCUCCUUCUGUCUCCACAGCCAGAUUGUUGCAAGAGGACUCCUGGGCGUCUUCAGGGACUUCAGCCAUCAUGACGAGGACACCCUAGCAGUCCUGGAGGUGGCAGUCCAGAUGUCAGAAGAUGCAGAGCCCACUGUGCGGAUGGAGCUGAUGGAGCAAAUCCCUCCUGUGGUUGCUGUCUUACAAGAAGGCAGGCUGCAUGUCCCUGCGCUGGUCUCCCAGUACUUCAUGCCUGUUAUAGCGCGGUACCUCGAGGACCCAGAUAACCAGGUCAGAAAAUCCAGCCAGGAAGUGCUACUGGCCCUUCUGGAGCAAGGUCUGAUUUCCCACUGUGACAUCGAAGGCAAAGUAUGUCCCAUCCUGCUAGAGCGGUCUGCUCCUGACCGAGAUGACGACUGCAGAGCAGAAGCUCUGAGCAUCAUCUGCAGAAUGGCGUCCAGGCUGCCCAAGAGCAUGGUUGAGCGUCUGCUGCUGCCUCGAUUCUGUGAGCUGUGUGGCAACGGGAAACUCUUCCAAGUUCGGAAGGUGUGCGCCACACAUUUUGGCGAUAUUUGUCAUGCAGUUGGACAAGAAGCCACUGAGAAAUUUUUGAUCCCCAAAUUUUUUGAGCUCUGCUCAGAUAACAUGUGGGGGAUGCGGAAAGCGUGUGCAGAGUGCUUCACGGCCGUGUCCUACAGCACCUCCCCUGAGGUCCGCAGGGCCCAGCUCUCACCUGUCUUCAUCAAACUCAUCAGUGAUCCCUGUCGAUGGGUGCGUCAAGCUGCCUUUCAGUCACUCGGCCCCUUUAUAUCCACGUUUGCAAACCCAUCCCGGGUCGGCUUGUACAUUCGGGAGGAUGGCACCCUGAGCAUCAGGCCACCAAGCCAAGAGGUGGCGCUUGACUUUGCCUCUGGGUCACCCAGGCCCAGCAGUUGCAGUGCCACCUUAGCCGGUUCUAAAACUCCUGUGCAUGUGGAGCCAGCUCUGCUUCCAGAGGGACCCUCAACCGAGACCACCCACAGCAGCUCUUCCACAGACCCCACAGAAAGCCAGCAGAAGGGCCAUUCCUCAGCCAGGGCUGAAAUGGCUGGGACUUCUCCAGAGCUCCCCAGUGUCAGUGGUGGCCUCAGCAGCAGUUCCUCUGAAGCAGGCCCCGGGACUUGCAAGGACAUGUUCAGCACUUUCCUGUAUUGGCGAACUCCUCUGCCUGACAUAAGCAAAGAUGUGGAGGUGUUUCUGAGUAAGGCGGGGCCACAAAAGGAGAGCCCUGGUGGGCCUGAGGCUGCGUGUGACAGCUGUGUGGCCAGGAGUGAGAUCCAGAGAGUCCUGCAGAGUUUGCAGGGUCAUCUGCUGCAUGACCCCGACAUUGAAGCUCAAGUUCAGGUAUUAUCUGCUGCACUAAGAGCAUCACAGCUCGACUCCACUAGUGAACCCGAGAGCAAGCAGACAGAAGGUCGAAACGGAGAGUCCGUUUCAGAUCCCAGCCCUGCCUCUGACAAUCACAUCCUCCUGUCAGCUUCAUCAUCUCAGAAUGAGCUCUCUGCGGCCAGGAUAUUACAGAGCACAGAUCCAACUGAGCCUCAAAGUCAAGCCAAUGGCCCUCUGGAGACGGAGCAGGGGCAGGACCCCACUGCGCUCGAGGAAGAAAAACCUAAAGUGCAGGAUAUAAUCCCUCAGCCUCUGCUUGACCAGUUCGUGUCCAUGACUGACCCAGCUAGAGCCCAGACCGUAGACACUGACAUAGCCAAGCACUGUGCCUACAGCCUUCCUGGAGUAGCCCUGACCCUCGGCCGGCAGAACUGGCACUGCCUGAAGGACACAUAUGAAACACUGGCUUCUGAUGUGCAGUGGAAGGUCCGGCGGACACUUGCCUUCUCCAUUCAUGAGCUGGCAGUGAUUCUUGGGGACCAAUUGACAGCAGCUGACCUGGUGCCCAUCUUCAGUGGGUUUUUAAAGGAUCUGGACGAAGUGCGUGUAGGAGUCCUUAAACACCUGUAUGACUUCCUAAAGUUGCUCCAUGAGGACAGGAGGAGAGAGCACCUAUGUCAGCUGCAGGAGUUCGUGGUCGCUGGCAGCAGCAGGAACUGGAGGCUUCGACAUGAGCUAGCAGAGCAGCUGAUCCUGAUCUUGGAUCUCUAUGACCCCAGCGACGUUCACAGUUACCUGAGGCCUGUUGCCCUGAGGUUGUGCGCAGACAAAGUUUCUCAAGUCCGCUGGAUUUCCUUCAAGCUAGUGGUGGCAAUGCUGCGAAAGUUCCAUUGCCAUGGUGCACGUGCUCUGGGGCUCAGUUUCAUCCAGGAGCUCAUCUCCAGGUUCCGGCACUGCCCUAAGUGGGUUGGAAGGCAGGCUUUUGCCUGCAUCUGUCAGGCUGUGGCGAGUGAAGAAGCUGUCCCCGUGGACGAGUUUGUGGAACACCUGCUUCCCAGCCUCCUGAGCCUGGCGUCUGACCCUGUGCCAAAUGUGAGGGUUCUUCUGGCCAAGACCCUGCGACAGACACUGCUGGAAAAGGCAUAUUUUAGAAAUGCUGGGAACCAUCAUCUUGAAGUUGUUGAAGAGACUCUCUUGGCUCUGCAGUCUGACCGGGACCAAGAUGUUUCAUUCUUUGCUUCCUUGGAACCAAAGAUGCCAAAUGCUGCAGACACCUCUAUACUGGAGAACUAGAACUCGCACCCUGGGGCGGGUGCAUGGGGAUGACCCAAUGCAC
This is a messenger RNA of Acomys russatus (golden spiny mouse), 2731 nucleotides long. RefSeq names its product serine/threonine-protein phosphatase 4 regulatory subunit 1-like. Gene Ontology annotation, biological process: protein dephosphorylation. Lineage: Eukaryota; Metazoa; Chordata; Mammalia; Rodentia; Muridae. The transcript has 18 exons. The coding region runs from base 1 to 2688 and encodes 895 amino acids. Gene Ontology annotation, molecular function: protein binding; protein phosphatase regulator activity. The record is from RefSeq and is a predicted model, not a curated record.